AUGAAGUUAAUAAAAACUCUCAGAAAAAUCAUUGCUUUUUUAUCUGCUAACAGCACAGCUGCUAUGAACAACUCUGACACUCGCACAGCAGGCUGCCUCCUCACCGGCAUCCCUGGGCUGGAGCACCUACACAUCUGGCUUUCCAUCCCCUUCUGCACCAUGUACAUAGCUGCCCUAGUAGGCAAUGGCAUUCUGAUCUGCAACAUUGUCUCCCAGCCAAGCCUGCAUGAGCCCAUGUACAUGUUCCUGUCCAUGCUGGCCAGUGCUGAUGUGUUGCUGUCUACCUCCACCAUGCCCAAGACUCUGGCCAACUUCUGGUUAGGUUCUAGCCACAUUUCCUUUGACGGCUGCCUCACCCAGAUGUUCUUCAUCCAUUUCCUCUUUGUGGCUGACUCUGCUGUCCUACUGUCCAUGGCCUUUGACCGCUAUGUGGCAAUCUGCUCCCCUCUGAGAUAUGUAACAAUUCUCACGAAGAAGGUCAUUGGGAAGAUCGUCAUCGCCACCCUGACCCGCAGCUUCAUCAUCAUGUUUCCGUCCAUCUUUCUCCUCAAGAGACUGCACUACUGCCGGGUCAACAUCAUUGCGCACACAUUCUGUGAGCACAUGGGUAUUGCCCACCUGUCCUGCUCUGACAUCUCCAUCAAUGUCUGGUAUGGGUUGGCAGCCGCUCUUCUUUCCACAGGCCUGGACAUCAUCCUUAUUGCUGUUUCCUACAUCCACAUCCUCCGAGCUGUCUUCCACCUCUCUUCUCAAGAAGCCCGGUCCAAGGCCCUGAGCACCUGUGGAUCCCAUGUCUGUGUCAUCCUACUCUUCUAUAUCCCUGCCCUCUUUUCCGUCUUUGCCUACAGGUUUGGUGGGAAACGCUUUCCACGUUAUGUCCAUAUCCUGCUGGCCAACCUCUACGUGGUCAUUCCCCCUAUGCUCAACCCCAUUAUUUAUGGAGUGAGGACCAAGCAAAUUUUAGAAGGGGCUAGGCAUAUGUUUUCAAAUCUUGGGAAAGAAUUUAAGUAA
Molecule: messenger RNA, 1011 nt
Organism: Chinchilla lanigera (long-tailed chinchilla)
Lineage: Eukaryota; Metazoa; Chordata; Mammalia; Rodentia; Chinchillidae
Product: olfactory receptor 52B6
Exons: 2
Coding region: 1-1011 (336 amino acids)
Biological process (GO): G protein-coupled receptor signaling pathway
Cellular component (GO): membrane
Molecular function (GO): G protein-coupled receptor activity; olfactory receptor activity
Source: RefSeq, a predicted model, not a curated record